AUGCCGACGCUCCGAAAAGCCGUCUUCGCCGUUAUCUGCCUGGUCGCCUUCGUAUUCCUCAUUCGCUCGACCCGGCCAGCCACUGACAUUCCCGGGGUACCAGGAUACAAGCCUGUGCAAGAUAUUUUUGCAGAGGAACAGGAAUUGCUGCUCAACCCGAAAAAGAAAGCCAAGUCCCGACAGCAGCAGCUGUUCGGCCCGGCGCUAACAGCCCCGUUGCGCGAUCGUCUACGCUACCAAUUCCCUUACAAACUCGAGCCCCAUUUUCCCGCAUAUAUCUGGCAAACAUGGAAGUACGCACCGUCCUCGAGUCGAUUUGAUCGGGACCUGCGCGAGGUCGAGGCGACAUGGACGGAGAUGAACCCAUAUUUCACCCACCAGGUGAUUGGCGACGACACCCAGCGCCAUCUUAUCGAGUAUCUCUACGGAUCGAUGCCGGAUGUCUUCGAGGCCUAUGACUCCUUACCGCUGGCGGUGAUGAAGGCGGAUUUUUUCCGGUACCUCGUACUGCUUGCUCGCGGUGGAGUUUAUAGCGACAUCGACACCCGAGCACUCAAGCCUGCCCAUUACUGGUUACCAGAGGAACUCGACCGCUCGACAAUCGGAUUUAUGGUCGGUAUUGAGGCCGAUCCCGAUCGACCGGACUGGCAUGAUUGGUACUCACGUCGCAUCCAGUUCUGUCAAUGGACUAUUGUCUCCAAACCGGGCCAUCCGAUCCUGCGUGAUAUGGUCGCUUAUAUUACGGAGGAAACGUUGCGCAUGAAGAGAGCUGGGAUUCUCAAGGUCGGCAAGAUGGAUAAGACUAUCAUGGAGUUUACGGGGCCCGGAGCCUGGACUGAUGCGGUCUUCCGCUACUUCAAUGACCCGAAUUACUUCAAUAUCGUGCCCGGGGAGAAGAACGUCACUUAUGAAGACUUCUCCGGCCAAACUACCCACCGCAAAGUCGGUGAUGUGGUCGUCUUGCCUAUUACGAGUUUCAGCCCUGGUGUUGGACAGAUGAACGCGGGUGAUACCGAUCAUCCUAUGGCCUUUGUAAAGCACAAUUUCGAUGGCACGUGGAAGACGGAUCCAUCUCUAUGA
This is a messenger RNA of Penicillium cosmopolitanum, 1080 nucleotides long. RefSeq names its product glycosyltransferase family 32 protein. The transcript has 2 exons. Gene Ontology annotation, biological process: protein N-linked glycosylation. The coding region runs from base 1 to 1080 and encodes 359 amino acids. Lineage: Eukaryota; Fungi; Ascomycota; Eurotiomycetes; Eurotiales; Aspergillaceae. Gene Ontology annotation, molecular function: alpha-1,6-mannosyltransferase activity. Gene Ontology annotation, cellular component: mannan polymerase complex. The record is from RefSeq and is a predicted model, not a curated record.